Molecule: messenger RNA, 1413 nt
Organism: Soboliphyme baturini
Lineage: Eukaryota; Metazoa; Nematoda; Enoplea; Dioctophymatida; Soboliphymatidae
Source: the annotation of a GenBank genome assembly
AUGCAGUAUCAACAUUUCAGACGAUCAGGUAUUAAAAAUCUGGACUACUUUUCUGAUGACAAUGUCGAUCCUACCAAUCCGGAUCCAUCUGUUGUGGUGCACGUCAGAAAUUUAUGCCCGAAAGCUACCGAAGCCGAUUUGCUUGAAGCCCUGACGCAUUUUGGAACCAUCGCUUACACGACGGUAAUGACAAACAAAAGGAUGGCACUGGUAGAAUUUGAGCUAUCCAGUGCACAGAAUUGCGUACAGUACGCUCAGAAUAAUCCAAUAUACGUCGCAGGCCAACCGGCUCUGUUUAACUAUUCCACCAGCAAAAUGAUCCAAAGAAUAGGACUGGAAUCUGAACAUCCAAACUCAGUUUUGGUUCUCACGGUGUAUAAUGCUCAGUAUCCCAUUAACGUGGAUGUUAUCCACACUAUUUGUGAAAGCCAUGGACAGGUUUUGCGAAUCGCCAUCAUACGCAGAACAAUGCUGCAGGCUUUGGUUGAGUUCGAUUCUGUGGAAUCCGCGCGUAAAGCGAAGUACGUACUGAACGGAGCGGAUAUUUACUCAGGCUGCUGUACGUUGAAAGCCGAAUUUGGAAAGCCUGAUCAUGUAAAAGUGACCCGAAAUGACCAGGACCAGUGUGAUUACACGCUUCCAGCAGGUAAAUGGCGUUUAAUCUGUUACAAUCAGUAUCCACCGCACUAUGGUCCACCGGUCGGCAGAAUGGGCUACGGCGGUCCUGGUAUGAUGCCGGGUACUUCGCCUGGUUAUGGCGGUCCUGUGGUCAUGGUGUAUGGCAUUGACCAGGAAAAAUGGAACUGUGACAAGCUAUUUAAUUUAAUGUGCUUAUAUGGGAAUGUUUUGAGAAUAAAGUUCAUGAAGUCUAAGGUCGAUACUGCGAUGGUUCAAAUGGGCGACGCUCAGCAGAUGCAAGCAGCCAUUGAUUUCUUACACGGCACUGCUGUAUUUGAUACGAAGCCUUCGAAACAAACAUCGCUUCAUGACAUUCGGGACCCGUUCGAUCUCCCUGACGGCAGUCCUUCGUUCAGAGACUAUACACGAAGCAGAAAUCAGCGGUUUUCAACUGCGGAGGCGGCAUCACGCAAUCGCAUUGUUCGUCCAACGAAAGUGUUGCACUGGUUCAACGCUCCUGGCGACGCUCUGGCACCAGAAAAGAUCGUGAUUUUUCCCAUGAAGUCGGAUCGCAGCUCUUCUGGCAUAAUCGAGUUCGACACGGUCGAGCACGCGGUUGAAGCAUUGAUAAAAUGCAAUCACACUCCUGUGGAAAGCCCAUGUAAGCCGCGUUGUGUUUUAUUUGUUUUCCAGUCUUCUCUGCGCACUGACGUAUUUUUAGUGGGAAAAAUUCCGUACAUUUUUAAGUUGGCUUUCGCAAGCGGUCGUGAUGGCAAGGAAUACCGAAACAUAUAA